GACCGCCUGCUGCUGGUGCGCGCCCGGCCGUUCAGUUCCUAGCCGCGUCCUCAGCCGCUUCCCUCUUCUCACCCCGGCCCCCGCGUCUCCGCACCGACAUCUCUGGAGUCGGAGCUCAGCCGGAGCCGGAGCCGCUGAGCGGCGGAACCAUGGAGGCCUGAGCCGGCGGCGUGCACACCGGGGCCGCUGUGCGCCCGCGCUCCCGCUUCCCGGCUGCCCGCCCGCCGCGGCUCGAAGGGGAGUCCGCGCCGCUGACACAGGUUGUCUUGUGGACAUGCCCAUGUGAGGACGAGUUGCCUACCACACAGAAGAUGGGCUCGAAUAGCAGCAGGAUCAGUGACCUUCCUAAGAAUGAGUACUUGCAAAAGCUGUCAGGCACUGAGUCUGUCUCUGAAAACGACCCCUUCUGGAAUCAGCUCUUUUCGUUUUCUUUUCCUGCACCAACCAGCAGUUCUGAGUUGAAGCUGUUGGAAGAGGCAACCAUUUCAGUUUGCAAGUCUCUGGUUGAAAACAACCCUCGAACGGGAAAUCUUGGUGCCUUAACUAAGGUCUUCCUUUCCAGAACCAGAGAGCUCAGGCUUUCAGCGGAGUGCCAGAACCACAUCUUCAUUUGGCAGACGCAUAAUGCUUUGUUUAUUAUUUGCUGCUUGCUGAAAGUGUUCAUCUGUGAGAUGUCUGAGGAGGAGCUACAGCUUCAUUUUAUGUAUGAAGAGAAGUCUCCCGGCAGUUACAGUUCUAACUCUGAAGAUCUUCUGGAAGAAUUGCUCUGCAGCUUGGUGCAGUUAAUCACUGAUACUCCACUCUUAGACAUCACGUACGAGAUAUCAGUGGAGGCCAUCUCAGCAAUGGUUGUCUUCCUUUCCUGCCAGCUCUUCCACAAGGAGGUUUUGCGACAGAGCAUCAGUCACAAGUAUUUGAUGCAAGGCCCAUGUCUUCCCUACACCAGCAAACUGGUGAAAACCUUACUUUACAACUUCAUCAGACAAGAAAAGCCACCUCCGCCCGGAACCCAUGUUUUCCCUCCACAGUCGGAUGGGGGAGGACUACUGUACGGACUGGCAUCAGGAGUAGCAACUGGUCUCUGGAGUGUCUUUACGCUAGGCGGGGCGAGCAGCAAAGCAGCUGCCUCUCCAGAACUUACUUCCCCUCUGGCCAACCAGAGUCUCCUGCUUCUGCUGGUGCUGGUGAACCUGACAGACGCUCCAGACACACCAAACCCCUACAGACAAGCCGUCACGUCCUUUAAGAACACACAAGACAGCAGUCCUUUCCCAUCGUCAGUUCCACAUGCCUUCCAGAUUAACUUUAACAGUUUGUACACAGCCCUGUGUGAACAGCAGACGUCUGACCAAGCCACGCUCCUCUUGUACACUCUGCUCCAUCAGAAUAGCAAUGUCAGGACGUACAUGCUGGCUCGAACAGAUAUGGAAAAUCUUGUUUUACCAAUUCUCGAGAUUCUGUAUCAUGUUGAGGAAAGAAAUUCACACCACGUCUAUAUGGCCCUCAUCAUACUGUUGAUCCUUACGGAAGACGACGGCUUCAACAGGUCCAUUCACGAAGUGAUAUUAAAAAACAUUACUUGGUAUUCAGAACGAGUCUUAACUGAAAUUUCCCUGGGGAGUCUCCUAAUUUUGGUCGUAAUAAGAACCAUACAAUACAAUAUGACCAGGACUAGAGACAAGUACCUGCACACAAAUUGUCUGGCGGCCUUAGCAAACAUGUCAGCGCAGUUCCGCUCCCUCCAUCAGUAUGCCGCCCAGAGGAUCAUCAGUUUGUUUUCUUUGCUGUCUAAAAAACACAACAAAGUUCUGGAACAAGCCACCCAGUCCUUGAGAGGUUCCCUGAGUUCCAGUGAUGUUCCUCUCCCAGAUUAUGCACAGGACCUCAGUGUCAUUGAGGAAGUAAUCCGAAUGAUGUUGGAGAUCAUCAACUCCUGCCUGACAAAUUCUCUUCACCACAACCCAAACUUGGUAUAUGCCUUGCUCUACAAACGGGACCUCUUUGAGCAAUUCCGAACUCAUCCUUCAUUUCAAGACAUAAUGCAAAAUAUUGAUCUGGUGAUCUCCUUCUUUAGCUCAAGGCUGCUACAGGCUGGAGCUGAGCUGUCAGUGGAAAGAGUCUUGGAAAUCAUUAAACAAGGGGUUGUGGCGCUGCCCAAGGACAGACUAAAGAAAUUUCCAGAACUGAAAUUCAAGUAUGUGGAAGAAGAGCAGCCUGAGGAGUUUUUCAUCCCUUACGUCUGGUCUCUGGUCUACAGCUCGGCAGCAGGCCUGUACUGGAACCCACAGGACAUCCAGCUGUUUGCCAUGGACUCCGACUGAGGCGGGACACCCACCCCACCCCCAGCCAGCAGCUCUGCUAGUCACCUCAUGUCUAGGAGUAGAAGCGGACCGACUGCCUGUGUCUUCUACCACAGUCACUCAGCCUGCCUCCCUCUCAUGCUGUGAGGACUGGGAAACUGCCACCAGUUCGUAGGGCGCUCAGCUUUGGUUGUACUGCAAGGGGGGUGCACAAUAAUAAAAAACGGAAAACUUGCUGUUCAA
Molecule: messenger RNA, 2543 nt
Organism: Peromyscus eremicus (cactus mouse)
Lineage: Eukaryota; Metazoa; Chordata; Mammalia; Rodentia; Cricetidae
Gene: Dym
Product: dymeclin
Exons: 17
Coding region: 312-2321 (669 amino acids)
Biological process (GO): Golgi organization
Cellular component (GO): Golgi apparatus
Source: RefSeq, a predicted model, not a curated record